ACUGGAAGCAGUGUUCUUGGAACCCUAAUCUUUUCUAUCGACCCGGUCUUCGAUCAGGAUCGCAAUCCUCGCCUUUUCUCCGGAUUUUGAAUGGUUGGUGCUGAUCUGGUAGAAUGCAGGUACUGCAAAUCCAUCAACUAUUAUGCUAGAGGAAAUUUGGGGUUCCAUUGUUUGUGUUUUUGUGAUCCAUUGCCUUAUGAUGGUCUUGUUUUAGAGGUGGGUUAGGCAUUUUAUAGCUUUACUUGAUGUGGUGGUAAAUCCAGUAAGGUGGCUGGUGAAUUCGUCCUUAGAAAUGAAUUCAUCUCGUGGCACUUCAGAGAUUGUUGAGGCAAAUGAAGAUUUAGACCUGGUUCAUUCUUCUAAUGGAUCUUGUUUGCCUGGGUUUAAGCCAAAAGCGGUUCAAAGAGAUGGCAAGGCAUAUGUUUAUCCUGUGGAAAAUGACCUCAGCCGGCUCAUUGAAGCUAUUGAUCUCAAAACUACAAAAAGGGUUUUGGCUCCUUCUCGGACAGGAGUGGACUUGCUUCAAGAGAGUAGGAUGAAAAAGCCAAUGAAAGUUGGUGCAUGUCAAGCAUCUGGCACAGGGGCAUCUGAAUCUGUCACAUUAAAGCAGGCACUGAGAAGACUAUGUAUUUCUCAAGCCUCAGAGAUGGCUGCUAUCAAGAGAAUGUCAAAACCAAUUGGUUUAUCUGGUGUCUCGGAAGCUGGGAUGAUCACAAAGCUUUAUUCUUCUGUCGUUGUUCAAGGGAGUGAAUCUGAUGUUCCAGUAAAUGAGGAGAAAGGAACUGUGGAAGUGUCAUUUUAUCCUGAGAAAAUUGUUAUAAAUUCAUCUGGAAAAGCAUCUGAAAUAUGUGAAGUGAAUGACGUUGAAUCAUCAGAUAAAAAGGAAUCAUCUCAUGCUCAGAAUACAAAUGCUGCAGGUGCUAUAAAGACCGGUAUACGGGGCACAAGUGUUUCCAUGUCUAAGAAAAUUGUGAGCAAAACACGGGGUUCAGCUAAAGUAGAAAAUCUCAAAAAGAAGACACAUCCCAAAGGUUCUCUAUCUCUUUCCCAUAUCUUGGUAGAAUCUGGCAAAACUAAUACUAAUCCACGAUCAUUAAAGCCAACAUUUGGGAAGAAGGUCCUUUCUAGAAAGAAAGGGAAGCCUGGACCAGUUUCCACACUAGAAAAUUCCAGCAUAUGCUGUGAAGGUGAUAAAGCUAUAAUUUCUAAUAAAGCCAAACCAAAGUGCCAGGCGGAACUUCCUUUGCCUUCAGCUGGUAUUGCCAAUGGUGUUGAAUCUGGUAGUAUGGGAAAGAAGGAUAAAGAUGCAAGCAAACUUGAUUUUAGUCCAGAAGUUUCUGAUGGAAGCAGACCUGUCAGUUUGAAAAUGAGUGGAUUUUCAGGGUCAAGAGAAAAGGGAGAAUGUUCCCAAAGUUCAAAAAGUAGCAUGGCUGAUUGCAGCAGCAGCGCUAGCAUUAGUGAUGACAGUAAUCAGAGUGGGUAUUGCAGUCACAGCAGCAGGCCUCACAUGUCGAAGGAUGUGAAAUGGAUGGCUAUUCACAAUGUCAUCGAGGAACAUGGAAACUUAGGGCUUAAGAACUUUAAGCUCCACAGAAGACUUGGUUGUGGAGACAUCGGGACUGUUUAUCUUGCUGAGCUGAUUGGUUCAGAGUGCUUCUUUGCACUUAAAGUCAUGGAUAAUGAGUUCUUGAUGAGCAGAAAGAAGAUGCUGAGAUCUCAAACUGAAAGAGACAUACUGCAAAUGCUGGAUCAUCCAUUUCUUCCAACUCUAUACGCUCAUUUUACAUCAGAUAAUCUCUCAUGCUUGGUUAUGGAAUAUUGUCCAGGUGGUGAUUUGCAUGUCCUCAGACAAAAGCAACCUGGCAGGAGUUUCUCUGAAUUUGCAGCGAGGUUUUAUGUUGCAGAAGUCCUGCUUGCACUGGAGUAUCUGCAUAUGUUAGGUGUCAUCUACCGUGAUCUUAAACCUGAGAACAUUCUAGUUCGAGAAGAUGGUCACAUUAUGCUCUCCGACUUUGAUCUGUCUCUCAGGUGCACAGUAAAUCCUACGCUGCUCAGAUCCUCAUCAGUUGGUGCACAAGAAUCAUUGAAGAAGCUAUCAGGACCAUGUUCUGAGUCCAGCUGCAUCAGCCCUCUUUGCAUGGAGCCAUCAUGGGUUCAGACAUCAUGCUUCACAACUCCUAUAGUUUCUUCAACGAAAUCCAAGACAUGGAAGCCUAAAUCUGACCGAACCAUACAGGUCAGCCCGUCUCUCCAGUUAGUUGUCGAGCCUACGGAUGCUCGGUCAAACUCUUUUGUUGGCACUCAUGAAUACCUAGCCCCUGAGAUCAUCAAAGGGGAUGGACAUGGGAGUGCUGUAGACUGGUGGACGUAUGGCAUAUUCCUAUAUGAGCUUCUGUUUGGAAGGACACCUUUCAAGGGGUCCGGAAAUGACGAGACGCUGGCCAACGUGGUUUCUCAAAGCUUGGUGUUCCCCGAGAGCCCCGCUGUGAGUGGUAAUGCCAAGGAUUUGAUCAUGGGGCUACUGGUGAAGGAGCCUGCAGAGCGGCUGGGAUCAGUCAAAGGUGCUGCUGAAAUAAAGCAACAUCCAUUUUUCGAAGGCCUUAACUGGGCAUUGAUCCGAUCUAGUGCGCCACCUGAGACACCGAAAUUCCAUGAUCCGAGGACUCCGGUGAGGGUGCGAAAGAAAAAGGAGAGUAGGUGUCUUGAUUUUGGGCUGAGUGGAGAGGAUGUCGAGUUUGAGCUUUUCUAAGAUGAAGCCCUUUUCUUGUAACAGUCUUCUCUGGUUUCUUCAUAAUCGUCUGGUUUACUCUUGUGCCUUUUAUGUAUGUAUGUAUGUGUUGAGCUAUAUCAUUGUAAUUGAUAAUCUACGGGUUAUAGAUGAUGUGCAAUACAGCAAUGUCUGGGUAUCCCUUUAAUUUACUUGGAUAUGACUCCCAAAAGAAGAAACACAGGAGCUCAGUUUUAA
This is a messenger RNA of Dioscorea cayenensis subsp. rotundata (Guinea yam), 2965 nucleotides long. Its product is annotated as serine/threonine-protein kinase D6PK-like. Gene Ontology annotation, molecular function: ATP binding; protein serine/threonine kinase activity. The transcript is spliced from 3 exons. Lineage: Eukaryota; Viridiplantae; Streptophyta; Magnoliopsida; Dioscoreales; Dioscoreaceae. Gene Ontology annotation, cellular component: plasma membrane; nucleus; cytoplasm. Gene Ontology annotation, biological process: protein phosphorylation. Bases 293 to 2749 code for a protein of 818 amino acids. The record is from RefSeq and is a predicted model, not a curated record.